GAAAGAGACACACAGCAAAGGGGAGGGAGAGAGAGAGAGAGGAGAGGGAGAGAGAGAGAGAGCGAGAGAUGGAUCAGUUUGGAUAGGAGGCCCCUGGAGGAGAAGAGGAGGAAAAGCCACACAAUCCAGCUCUGUCAAUGCAGAUUACAGCUUGCACAGGGGGAAGUGCUUGCUAAUAAUUAAUGUUUUUUAUUCAAUUUGGAGGGAGUACUCUGAAGCUAGUCACAAUCAGCCAUUUUGCUCCCUGGAGGUUGCUGAAAGCCCAGAUUCAGAGGAAAAAAACAGACGAUAAAUGAGCUCGAUACCCCUUUUCUGACUUAAGAUUUGCGUAAAAUCUAAAGGGAAUGGACGGAUUUUGCGACCAGCAAGUGCCUUACGUGGUCACCAAUAAUACGAGUGGGAGAGUUUGCCACGAGAGGACAAGCAACACCAGAAAAAGAAAGUUUUUAAGCAGAGACCUGGCUCAUGAUUCAGAAGAACUCUUUCAAGAUCUCAGUCAGUUGCAAGAGACGUGGCUUGCUGAAGCCCAAGUCCCCGACAACGAUGAGCAGUUUGUACCGGACUAUCAGGGUGAUAACUUGGCUUUUCAUGGUGUCCCAGUAAAAAUCAAGAAAGAACCGCACAGUCCCUGCUCUGAACUGAACACCGCCUGCAGCCAGGAACAGCCUUUCAAGUUCAGCUAUGGCGAAAAGUGCCUGUACAAUGUCAGUGCCUAUGAUCAGAAACCACACGUUGGAAUGAGGCCCUCUAACCCGCCAACUCCUUCCAGCACACCAGUGUCUCCAUUACACCAUGCGUCACCCAAUACAGCUCAGAACCCUAAACCAGACCGUCUCUUCCCCCCGCACCUUCCUCCAUCUCAGCCCCUCCCAGACUCCAACUACACCAUGGAUCACAGGUUUCGCAGACAGCUCUCCGAACCAUGCAAUUCUUUUCCACCGCUCCCUGCACUGCCGCAAGAUGGCAGACCCGUUUACCAACGGCAGAUGUCGGAGCCAAGUAUCCAGUUCCCUCCUCAAGGAUUUAAACAAGAAUACCACGACCCAGUGUAUGAACAUGGCGCUAUGGUGGGGAGCGCCCCAAGCCAGACCUUCCCUCCGCCUCUCAUGAUUAAGCAGGAGCCAAGAGAUUUUGCUUAUGACUCAGGUACGUACUACCUGCUGAAAUGAUUCAUCUGUAAAGUCUUUGUUAGA
Messenger RNA from Rana temporaria (common frog), 1193 nucleotides. Its product is annotated as ETS translocation variant 1-like. Gene Ontology annotation, molecular function: DNA-binding transcription factor activity. The transcript has 8 exons. Gene Ontology annotation, cellular component: nucleus. Gene Ontology annotation, biological process: regulation of DNA-templated transcription. The coding region runs from base 345 to 1169 and encodes 274 amino acids. NCBI's taxonomy places the organism in Eukaryota, Metazoa, Chordata, Amphibia, Anura, Ranidae. The record is from RefSeq and is a predicted model, not a curated record.